Molecule: messenger RNA, 660 nt
Organism: Podospora anserina S mat+
Lineage: Eukaryota; Fungi; Ascomycota; Sordariomycetes; Sordariales; Podosporaceae
Exons: 2
Coding region: 1-660 (219 amino acids)
Source: RefSeq, a predicted model, not a curated record
AUGGGUGUCCCCGUCGUUUUGGCAACGGUUGCUGCGUGCGGUAGUAUCGUGACGUCGAUCAAGUCGAGCUGGGAGCUCCGGCGCAUGGUCAAGAGAAAGAAGGAGCAGCAUGAAGCUGAUGAUGAGGCGCCCUAUGUCUUUCGCAAGUUGCGCCAGGCGUACUAUGAUGGGCUUAUGACGGUGCCCGAGUACGAGCAAUGGUACGAGAAGUUCCUCGUGGCCAAGGUCGAAAAGGACUUGGCCGGCCUUCGCCGUAUCCGCGCGCAUCUCCGCAUCAUUGAGAACGGAGCGCCCAUCACAGGCAAUCGUCGAUCGCGGUCGGUCGAACCAAGCAGGCGUCGGCAGUCUGUGACAUUUGCGCCGACUCCCCAGCAUCCGGCCUAUGUCGACUAUCGACAGCCCAACCGUGGAAACAUUGAGUACUAUGCGGACCCACGCGCCAGGGUUGGUGCGCACCCUGAUGAGUUUGUUCGACUGGAGCGGCAGUCGACGUACAGUCGUGCUUCGUCGUCGGACGCGCAGUCGCGUGUCAGUCGGAGCUCAUCGGCGCGGCAUGAGUCUAGGGGUCGCUCGAGGAGGAGGUAUGAUAGCAGUGAUUCGGAUAGUGACGACUACUACUAUGAGAAGAGGAGCUAUCGCGGUAGGAGCUCAAAUCGGUAG